CUAUAGCUAGGCGGUAUCUAGCUUUCCUCCGACUUCUUUCGCUCCAAAGACUCACUGUUAACCUGGUGGGCAGAAAACCACUUUGGAAAAAGCUCUUGCAGCUUCAUAUAAAACUAAAUUAUAAACUCCACGACCAGCAAUUUCUCACCUAGGAACUUAUUCAAGAGAAAUUAAAGCAUAAAUCCCAGAUCUCCAUCAAUAGGAAAAUGGGUAAACUGUAGUAUAUCCAUACAAUGCAGUAUUACUCAGCAUUAAAAAGGAACCAACUGGGACGUCCCUGGUGGCUCAGUGGUUAAGAAUCCGCCUGCCAAUGCAGGGGACACAGGUUUGAGCUCUGGUCCGGGAAGAUCCCACAUGCCACGGAGCAACUGAGCCCAUGUGCCACAACUACUGAGCCUACGCUCUAGAGCCCGCGAGCCACAACUACUGAAGUCCACAUGCCUAGAGCCUGAGCUCUGCAACAAGAGAAGCCACCGCAAUGAGAAGCCCGAGCACCGCAAUGAAGAGUAUCCCCUGCUCGCUGCUCCUAGAGAAAGCCCACGGGCAGCAACGAAGACCCAACAACGAAGACCCAAUGCAGCCAAAAAUAAAUAAAUAAAUUUAUUUAAGAAGAAAAAAAAAAGACCUGCAGAGUUGGUGGCGAUGCUGUCGGGCACCCAGGCAGUGGCAGCGGAAUGCGCGGACGCGGAGCUGCGGUGCCGUGUUGCUGUGGAGGAGUUGAGCCCGGGCGGGCAGCCGCGAAGGCGCCAGGCCCUGCGCACCGCGGAGCUGAGACUGGGUCGUAACGAGCGCCGCGAGUUGAUGCUGAGGCUGCAGGCGCCCGGGCCCGCGGGGCGGCCGCGGUGCUUUCCCCUGCGCGCCGCGCGCCUCUUCACGCGCUUCGCCGCGUCCGGGCGCAGCACUCUGCGGCUUCCCGCCGACGGCGCUCCCCGGACCGGCGCGGUGCAGCUGCUGCUCUCCGACUGCCCCCCUGACCGCCUGCGCCGCUUCCUGCGCACUCUGCGCCUCAAGCUGGCCGCGGCCCCGGGUCCCGGGCCGGCCUCCGCCCGCACGCAGCUGCUUGGCCCGCGGCCCCGCGACUUCGUCACCAUCAGCCCGGUGCAGCCCGAGGAACUUCGGCGCGCGGCGGCCACCUGGGUCACGGACUCCACGCCGGUGAAGCAGCCCACGGAGUCCCGGUCCGGGGCCAAGCCCAGCACCGAAGUCCCAAGGUGGCCCCUGCCUGUGAAGAAGCUGAGCUUGCCCCCCACCAAACCAGAGCUUUCCAGGGAACAGGCUGCUGUGCUGAGGGUUGUCCUGAAAGGCCAGAGCAUUUUCUUCACUGGGAGUGCAGGGACGGGGAAGUCUUAUCUGCUGAAGCGUAUCCUGGGCUCACUGCCUCCCACAGGCACUGUGGCCACUGCCAGCACUGGGGUGGCAGCCUGCCACAUCGGGGGUACUACCCUCCAUGCCUUUGCAGGCAUUGGCUCGGGUCAGGCUCCCCUGGCCCAGUGUGUGGCCCUGGCCCAGCGGCCAGGCGUGCGGCAGGGCUGGCUGAACUGCCAGCGGCUAGUCAUUGAUGAGAUCUCCAUGGUGGAAGCGGACCUAUUUGAUAAGCUGGAGGCCGUGGCCAGAGCUGUCCGGCAGCAGAACAAGCCAUUUGGAGGGAUCCAGCUCAUCAUCUGUGGGGACUUCCUGCAGCUGCCGCCUGUAACAAAGGGAUCCCAGCCCCCGCAGUUCUGCUUCCAGGCCAAGAGCUGGAGGAGAUGUGUCCCAGUGACCCUGGAGCUGACUGAGGUGUGGAGGCAGACAGACAAGACCUUCAUCUCUCUGCUGCAAGCUGUGCGGCUGGGCAGGUGCUCAGAUGAGGUCACCCGCCAGCUCCGGGCCACGGCUGCCCACAGGGUGGGGCGAGAUGGGAUUGUGGCCACGAGGCUCUGCACCCACCAGGAUGAUGUGGCCCUUACCAACGAGAGGCAGCUGCAGAAACUACCAGGUGAGGUACACAGCUUUGAGGCCAUGGACAGUGACCCUGAGCAAGCCCGGACCCUGGAUGCCCAAUGUCCCGUUAGCCGGCUCCUUCAGCUAAAGCUGGGGGCUCAGGUGAUGCUGGUGAAGAACUUGGCAGUGUCUCGGGGCCUGGUAAAUGGUGCCCGAGGGGUAGUAGUUGGGUUUGAAGCCGAGGGGAGAGGGCUGCCCCAGGUGCGGUUCCUGUGUGGAGUCACCGAGGUCAUCCGUGCAGACCGCUGGAUGGUGCAGGCCACUGGGGGCCGGCUUCUCAGCCGGCAGCAGCUGCCCCUCCAGCUGGCCUGGGCCAUAUCCAUCCACAAGAGCCAGGGCAUGUCCCUGGAUUGCGUGGAGAUCUCUCUGGGCCGUGUGUUUGCCAGCGGCCAGGCCUAUGUGGCCCUUUCCCGGGCCCGCAGCCUGCAGGGCCUAUGUGUGUUGGACUUUGACCCUAUGGUGAUUCGCUGUGACCCCCGUGUGCUGAGCUUCUAUGCUACCCUGCGGCAGGACAGGGGCCUCAGCCUGGAGUCCCCAGAUGACGAUGAGGCAGCCUCAGACCAGGAGAACAUGGACCCGAACCUUUGAUCUGCAAAGAGAGGACAAAGGGUGGUCUCCCCCUCUUCCUGCUCCCUAGUGGGCCAGGCCCCAGGGGAUACCUGGGGGAGGGUAGUGAAUGUCCCUUUCUCCCUUCAUCAGGGGCUCUCAGUCUCCUGGCAGGGCUCAGGAGUGAGUGCUUCCCAUCCAUUUGCCAGCUGUGCCUCAGUUUUUCCCCUUGCCCGGGGUGAGCUGCUUCCGGGGUCAGGAGUCGGCAAUGGGCCUGCAGCGGUAGCUGGUGUUAUAGGACAGAGCUCUCUGCGAGGGGCUGGCCACAGGGCCGCACGGUUGUGAAUGCCGCUCUCUUUAGGCUGCAGAGAGGAGAGGUGGCAGGUCCUCCAGGAGCAGGAACAGGCUGUAGGGGUCCUGGCAUGGGACUCAGGUCCCAAGCAGAGAAGGGAACCUUGCUGGGGGCGGGGGGAUCUUCACAGCUAGACCCAGCCCAGCACAAGCCAGGGCAAACACCCUCCUGAGCCUAACCUGAGAACAUGCACUGCGAACUGUGUGUCUGUA
Molecule: messenger RNA, 3090 nt
Organism: Globicephala melas (long-finned pilot whale)
Lineage: Eukaryota; Metazoa; Chordata; Mammalia; Artiodactyla; Delphinidae
Gene: PIF1
Product: PIF1 5'-to-3' DNA helicase
Biological process (GO): telomere maintenance; DNA repair
Molecular function (GO): DNA helicase activity
Source: RefSeq, a predicted model, not a curated record